Amphimedon queenslandica is the source of this 3031-nucleotide messenger RNA. Its product is annotated as PR domain zinc finger protein 5-like. The record is from RefSeq and is a predicted model, not a curated record. The coding region runs from base 57 to 1406 and encodes 449 amino acids. NCBI's taxonomy places the organism in Eukaryota, Metazoa, Porifera, Demospongiae, Haplosclerida, Niphatidae. Gene Ontology annotation, cellular component: nucleus. The transcript is spliced from 6 exons. Gene Ontology annotation, biological process: regulation of gene expression. Gene Ontology annotation, molecular function: protein binding.
UAGCCACAGUAGGUGUGGUUCGUUUACAAUAAUAAUAAGAGGUGAGAAGGAGAAUCAUGUUUUACUGCUACAGCGGCAGCAGUAGCGACCCCAGUGACGACAAUAAUGAUGACUCAGACUAUACUACGGGUUAUUAUAAACCUAAGAAGAAGAGGAAAACCACAAAAAAAGGUGGCAGAAAGCCAAAGACUGCAAUGAGAGAGAAUGAUUCUUCUACUUCAGAGUCACCUCCUCAACUGCAAGAGCAGCAGGCAAGAGCCCCUCAAUCAGCAACAGUCCCUCAGUUAGUAACAGCCCCUCAGUUAGUAACAGCCCCUCAGUUAGUAACAGUUCCUCAGUUGGUAAUGCCUACCAUUCAGCUUUGUGAUCCUGCUCAGCUACCUCUCCUUCAGUCCAGCAUACAAAGCCAGGCUGUUCUAGCCAUCCACAGAGCUCCUUCCAUGAAUCAGAACUCAGUGGUGCAGGGUCCCUGUGGGCUUCCACCUGAAAUGACGAUUAUUAAUUCUUGCGGCAAGCAAGGGGUUUUUGCAAUAGCUCGCAUAGAGAGCGGAGUAAGAUAUGGGCCGUAUAAAGGACUAAAGAUAGCAGAAGAAGAUCUAAUGGAAGAAACUAACAAUUUUAAUGCCAUGUGGGAGGUUAACUGUGGUGAGUCUACAUAUUAUGUUGACGCACACGAAGCUGACAACUCUAGUUGGUUGAAAUGUGUAAGAUUUGCACGAAACAAGGAGGAACAGAAUCUUGUUGCAUUCCAGCAUCGAAGGAACAUUUAUUAUAUGACAAUAAAACCAAUUCAUCCAAGCAGUGAACUACUAGUGUGGUAUGGUGAUCAAUACUUGCAAGAGAUUAACACUGGAGAUAGUGCUGAGUCAUUUGUAUGCAAAGGCUGCUCGACUAGUUUUAUCUCUUUUGACGUUUUUGAAUUGCAUCGCAAGACUUGUUCCUCUACUCCUUAUUUUAGUUGUCGGAGAUGCGAGAGAAAGUUUCCCAGCUUAUUCCAGUACCAUGUUCACAUUCGAGACCACAGAGAGAGUCCAUGCAGGAAACCAGAGAAAUUCCAAUGUAACAUUUGCAAUAAACUCUACACAUCUCGGGUUGGUCUCAGAAACCAUCAACAAAGAAUGCACUCUGAGGAAAAACCAGAGAAAUGCCCUCACUGUGAUAAAAGGUUUGCCCAGAAGGGAGAACUGAGGCAGCACAUGCAGAUACAUAAUGAGAGACAUUUAAAGUGUUGCUUCUGUGAUCGAAUGUUUGCAUAUCAGACUCUGCUUGAUUGUCAUUUGCGUUACAAUCACACCGAGAUCAAGAAUUACCAAUGCUACAUUUGUGGGAACAGAUACAAGACUGCAAAUCACUGCAAGCUUCACAUCACUCGUUCGCAUGGAAGCAUCCAAGCGGCGGAACAGUAACAAUACGAUUGCUUAUUCAUUAUUAUUGUUUAUCCAUUUUUGUUUGAUAAUUUUCUGCCCACGUGCUUUCACGUGUUGCAUAAUAUCAAUUGAAAAGGCGGGAUUUUCAUCAAUGAAUAUUGUUACUGAUAGGUGUCAAUCUCAUAAAGUGUUUAAUUCUCCCAUCAUGGAGAAGGCCACAAGUGAGGCCAAAAAGCUUCUCCAAGCAACAGUGGAUGGUCUAACUGUUGAUCAGGUCCAAGGCAUUAAUGAUGGGCUCAGAUGCUACGAGGAGAGUUUGAUGACCACAAAAGACAGGACAGCACUCCUUCAAUACUGGGUGGCGGUCUCGAAAAGAAACGUGGGCUUCAGGGACUGGCUCACCAUUCAGCUUCACUCCAUAGACGGACCUCAGGUAGCUACUGCUUUUGAGCAGCUUACGACUGGCGCCUUGGAGACAUGUGCAAGUGACGCUUGUGUUAUCGAAGAAGAAGAUAAUUGGAAGACCAGUACAGAUAAGAUAUCCACCCGACACUGUAUUGCAAUUAUCCUCUGUUUACUAGUCGGUAUAGCACUAAUAGUGUUAUCCCUUACUGUCUACUUACCUGAUUAUCUUUCUGCUCCUAUCCCUCCUCCUAAUGCCACAUCAAGGAUAUUGGUAGCUGAAGAUGUGACCACGAUAGUCGGGACUUAUCCUUCUUCUGUCUCCUCUCAGCUCUUAGUCAGUGAAGUCGUCAAAAGAGGAGACGACUUUCAUACAUGUUAUAUUCUUAUAGUACCUUCAUCCAUUCUCUCCUAUCAUCAAAGAACCCAAAACGACUCGUUCAAUUCCACGACUAUCAUAGAUGGAUACCCUGUUAUUAACUAUCGUUAUGUCUACAUGAUUAAGGGGUCGUCCCUCUCCAUACGAGCUUGUCUUGGUAACGUCUCUCGCUCGCCCGAUGCCGUCCUGUAUGUCUUUAAUAACGAGUCUCAAUACGCUGACUAUGUUAAGUAUUCUGUAUCAGAUACGGCCGUCUACAGUGCUUUAUUGAAAGUCGGUGGGCGUGGACAAUCAGAGUGUACUAAUGUCUCUUUCACCGCCCCCUCAUCUGAUUUCUACUUCUUCAUCAUGCUCCUCCCAGCCGAGGGUACCAAGUAUAGCUAUUAUACGUCGGAGACCGAGAAGUAUAUAAAUUAUAAGGAUUACUUGUACGAUUAUUCUUAUUGUAUCGUCGCUCGUGAGCACAACUGCUCCAUGAGUUUGGUUGCUAAUUCUACGAGAGAUGGUAACCAUGCUAGUACUGGUGACGAAGUCACUGUUCUAGCCUACGUCCAACCGAAUUAUAGCAUGGGAUCUAAGAUUAAUCAUUUGGAUGUCACGUUUGGAAGCUACGAAGAAGGAGAGAGAGACAAGUCGUUCUUCAUCUGCUGGUGCCUCUUUGUGAUGGGGGUCCUAGUUCUAGUGAUGAGUUUGCUCUCUUUUGCAUUGUGGGCGUGUUUUUGUUUUCGUAGAAACAAGAGAAGAUUUGGCAUUAGCUACAAGGGUAGGGCAGCUGUUAACUAAAGAGAGAGAGAGAGAGAGGAAAAGACUAGACUGACAUUGUACAUGUAUUAUUAUUAUUAUUAUGUGAUGAUUGAUCUUAAUCCUCUUUACUCUUGACUUU